Messenger RNA from Alosa alosa (allis shad), 2961 nucleotides. RefSeq names its product UNC93-like protein MFSD11. The record is from RefSeq and is a predicted model, not a curated record. The transcript has 13 exons. The coding region runs from base 635 to 1969 and encodes 444 amino acids. Lineage: Eukaryota; Metazoa; Chordata; Actinopteri; Clupeiformes; Clupeidae.
ACCCAAGCGUAAAAGUCAAGUUUAUUUACUUUUGCAAACGAAUGCUAACUCACUAGCUCGUUAGCUAACAGGUUAAAGUAACUUUAACGUGACUUUCAAUUUUAGAUAGUUUUACAAGUUAUUACGAUGGCUUAAGUUAUUCUGUUUUCCCCACGUUGAGUGGUUUAUCCAGAAGUCCACUCUGUAGGUCCAAACCAAACAUCGCAAACUUCAAAUUACGUUAAUGUAACGUUAACAUAGGUCAUAUAACGUGAAGUCUGAAGUAGAGCUAAAGUUAGCUAAUACAACGUUAUUGAAAAUGAGCUUUUUCACCACCGCAGCCAGUGCUGUGUACUUAUCACAUGGUGCUGAUGACAUUUAACCAAAAACAUCUAGUCUGAGUGGGUCACGAGAAACAUUCAAUUUUGUGGUCAACGUGUGUGUUUUCCAAGGACCACUAUUACGGGCACCACUGGAAACUCAGAUGUGGAAUCGGAUCUGGACAGGAAUACUCACCUCCGUAGACUAGUUGUUUCAAAACUUUUGCCUUAACUUCGACAUCAACAGCUAUUUUUAUGGGACUCCCGGAAUGUGACUAGUCUACAUAUGGACUAAUUUUAAUCGGAUAGCAAAUUUUGGUCCUGAAUGUUUUACAAUGGCAGACCGCAGGACAUUUAAUGUGGUCGUUCUUGGAAUAGGAUUUCUUUUUAUUUUUACCGCCUUUACAACACUUGGGAACAUCGAACAAACUGUGCUGAAGAGCAUUCAAAAUGACACAUUUGCUGGAAGUGGCUACCACAGUUUGGGUAUAAUUUAUGGAGUGUUUUCAUUCUCCAAUUUGCUGGCACCUACAGUUGUGGCCAUUACCGGACCUCAGCUGACCAUGUUUUUAAGUGGUAUACUCUACAGCGGUUACAUAGCAGUGUUCAUCACUCCAUACACAUGGUCCUUGUAUUUUACAUCAGUGCUGAUCGGCAUGGGAGCUGCUAUGCUGUGGACUGCUCAAGGACACUUCUUGGUUGACAACUCAGAUGCCUCAACCAUAAAUAGGAACACAGGAGUGUUCUGGGCGCUGUUGCAGUGCAGUAUGAUAUUUGGAAAUUUGUAUGUUUAUUUAGACUGGAGAGGAAAAGAUGAUAUCACAGAUGAGAAUAGAAGGACCAUGUUCAUAUCGCUGCUGGUGGUCUCUGUCAUUGGCACGCUGUGCUUCCUGACCUUAAGGUCUCCCCAGCGUCUUGAGGAGGUCAUCUCUGAGGAGGAGAGUCAGAGCUUGCUGUCCAAACACAUGAUAUACAAACAAAGAGCCAACUCAGCUGUGAAGGAGGCCAAGUCAGAAUUCAGGACAAUUCUGUCUCUCCUUGGCAGUAAAACCAUACUGCUCCUGAGUUGUUGCAUGGCCUACAGCGGUCUGGAGCUUUCCUUUUACAGUGGUGUGUAUGGCACAUGCCUCGGCUCAACCACACUCUUUGAAGACCAAGCUAAAGGCCUAAUUGGACUCUCUGGCAUAGUGGUCGGAGUUGGAGAGAUUGUGGGCGGAGGCCUGUUCGGCUUGGUGUGCAAGAACAAUCGUUUCAGACGCACCUCUGUAGUCUUCCUCGGGAUGGUCGUGCACUUUGUGGCGUUUUACCUGAUCUUCCUCAACAUCCCCGACGAUGCUCCAGUGGUUUUCUCAACCACCUCACAGCACCGACCUUAUUUAUCGCCCAGUGUGUCUAUUGCCCUGCUGUGUAGCUUUCUACUGGGCUUGGGAGACAGCUGUUUCAACACUCAGCUGUACAGCAUCCUUGGACGUGUGUAUGCAGAGCAAAGUGCCCCUGCUUUUGCCAUCUUUAAGUUUAUUCAGUCUAUCUGUGCUGCCGUGGCCUUCUUCUACAGUGGCUACCUCCUGCUGAGCUGGCAGCUGCUGAUCAUGGUGCUGCUGGGCUUCACUGGGACGCUCUGCUUCUUCAUGGUGGAGAGGAUGCAGAACUCUGGGGAGCUGCAGGAAUAACUUAGUAGCAAAACUCAAUCCCAGUGCCCAUCCAGCUUAUUGCCAAAGUAUACAGGACAUGAAGUCAUAGGAGUCUGUGUCACACUAAAAGAAAACUUGCGCUAAUUCAAUAAAGUAGCCUUGUUGUACAUAGCAGAAUUACAUAGCAGUAUAGCUUUUUUGUGAACCACUAAUUAUGUGUCUGGCCAUUUUAGAGGUUUGACUUGCUUGUUUGUUUUUUUUGCUUUUUAUGCCUUUAAUGUGAUAGGAUAGUGGAGAAUGACAGGAAGUGAGUGGGAGAGAGAGUCGGGGUGGGAUCCGGAAAGGACCGGAAAUUGAACCCAGGUCGUGUCGCCGGCGUACAGUGCAGGUGCUCCAGCCAAGCGUGCCAAAGCUGGGGCCUGCUUGUUUGUUUUUCCUUUCUUUCUUUAUUGUUAUGAUAAGAUGAACCUUUCAGAAUAGGUGUUUGUUGGUUCUUUUCUGUUUUUUUGUUUUGUUUGUUUGUUUAUUAUCUUCCUGUCGGGCUUUCGCAUUUCUCUCAGGUGUUUUAUUCAUAUCUUACUAAUAGCUGUAGGCUUGUGCACAAUUUAACUAUGCAUAUUUAUCUUGUUGUGUCACAGUAUAAUUUAAUUUGACUGUAAUUGUUUUGUGUUUUUUAUGCCAGAAGUAUGACUUUAUGCUGCACACAGACAGAUGCACUACAGAAGGUAUUAGGACUGGAAGCCAUAGCUGUCCCUAAGUCAGGUGAUAGAAACAAAGAAACUAUGCACCAAGGGCAUAGUCAUAUCACGAGUGUCAUUUUAUUUGCAUUUAUUUUAUUUCAUUUUUUUAUUAUUAUUAAUGAGUGUGCCUAUUAAGAGAAGUGUAGUUUCUCAAGAAAUGUCAAACAUCAAAAGAUUUUCCAUACAUUUCUUAAAAAGUAUACUUGACUAUUUUUAACUUUUAUUCUGAUUCAGAGCUGCCCAUUUCUAAAAUGUUUUAAUUAAUUAAUCUUUAAUUAUGUACAUUUUUCA